Messenger RNA from Gigantopelta aegis, 2134 nucleotides. RefSeq names its product macrophage mannose receptor 1-like. Bases 599 to 1582 code for a protein of 327 amino acids. The record is from RefSeq and is a predicted model, not a curated record. The transcript has 5 exons. NCBI's taxonomy places the organism in Eukaryota, Metazoa, Mollusca, Gastropoda, Neomphalida, Peltospiridae.
CCCGUCAGUAUAUAUAGGCUUUGUUGGUUCUAGAAGAUGAUAUGUGUUUCACUUUGUAACUCGUGAAUGCUGAAAAUUAUCUGUUUCUUUCCACUCCAUGAUUACGUCUGGAAUAGAAUAUAUAGAUGUUUAACAAAACCCCAGCACGAAAAAUACAUCGGUUAUUAGAUUACGUCUGAAAUAACCACUAUCAAUUGCCAAUAAAAGUAGUAUGGAUAGUGUCGUGUCAUCUGCACAAGAACUAACGUGUACCCAUAAUGAAAGGUUAUGCAGUAACUUCGUAAUCCACUGACAGGUUUGUAUGUGUGUGUGAUGAAUAAUUUAGUGCACGGCCAUACAGACAAUUGCUUUCAAAACUAACUGGUUGCAGCGUUUUGCCAUUUGCCACUCGCUAACAAAUCAGAAAUCGCCAUUAGUAAAUAAACAUUCAGCUGUAGAAUAUAUAUACAUGUAGUUUUGAUUAUCAUCUUAUUGUUUCACCAUACGUUCUGUGUUUAACCAAAUGUAAUGAUUAUUCCUAACCUGUGUGCCAUGUUAAGGGAAUAGGCAAAAUGCGAUUUUGAAGCAGUAUAAACUGAAUAAAGAUAGACACGAUUAAAUGAUGAAAACUGUGUUUCUUGUGUCGGUUUUCUUGGUCGAUGUUUUCUUGCACGUUAAUGGUUCUGUACGAACAUGUACAAAUCUGGACAACUUCAAAUAUUUACGAAGGAAUAAAGACAUAACUGCAUUAGGUAUAGACGUUAUAGAAGACACUGGACUUGUGGAAUGUGCGGCACGAUGCAAGCUUCGUAACAUGUGCAAAUCGUUCAGCUUUAAGCAUUCCAGUGGAAAAUGUAAACUUUUUUCCAUUACAAUCGAACAAGCCGGGAAUUCAUUUGUUACUCAAAAAGGAACCGAUGUAAGCAAUGCAGAGGAUUGGCCUUCAAGAAUAGCUGGUCCUUGUGAAAACAACUCUUGUUCCAAGAAUGAAGUUUGCGAACCAACUAGCAGAUACUCGAAGAAAUGUGUCGUAGUGUACUGUCCAAGCCCACCAACUGUUGCCAACGCCCAACCUGCCUUCACCACAACCUACGAGACGACCAAAGUCGGAAGUCGUUUGUCCUACACUUGUGAUUUUAACUACCACCCAGUAGGUAACAGAAUCUGUCUCCCAAACGGAACGUGGUCUGACUUCAAAUGUGAACUUGAUCACUGCCCGACCGACGAUGGGUACGUACUACUUGAAAACGUGUGCAUCAAGGUGGUCAGUGAUAGGAAACCAGUUGAUGAAGCACGUGUGAAAUGCAACCAGUCAGGUGACAGAUUGGUGGUCUUGGACACGGAGAAGAAAAAUGAAGUUGUCAGUGACUACGUCAGUAGAUCUCUCGGUCCAGCGUGGUACAUUAUUGGCCUGUCUGACGUGCAAACAGAGGGUGCGUUUGUCUGGGAGGACGGAAGUGUCGUCACAUUUUCAAAAUGGAGCCCUGGAGAACCAAACAACAAUGGAAAUGAAGACUGUGUCGCGUUAGUGCCUAAGAUCAAGUCAUGGAUUGACAUCUCAUGCACAUUCUCACGAAAGUACAUUUGUGAAAAACUACUCUGAGCAAGGUGGCCAUAUGUCUGGCUCGCCCUUUUCUCGACGUUUGUUGUUGUUUAUUGUUUGUUGUUGUUGUUGUUGACUUCCCAUGCACAGUCACAGAGAAGUACAUUUGUGAAAACCUACUCCGAGCAGGGUAGCCAUAUGCCUGGCUGGCUCUUUUCUCGUGUGUUUGUUGGGGAAAACAAAUCUGAACAUGGUGGCGCUAUGCCUGGCUCGUUCUUUUCCCGUGUGUUUGUUGGGUAAACCACAUCUGAGCAUGGUGGCCCUAUGUCAGGCUCGCUCUUUUCUCAUCAUGUGUUGUUGUUGUUGUUGUUAUUGUUUUAUUAUUGUAUUGCUUCAUAUUAUUCGUAUUUAACUGAGACGACGACAUUCAGUGAACUACUGUCAAAACAUUGAUGACACCAAAAUCUUCAUCCCGGCAUGUGUAUUCCAUCAAAGUUUGUAAUUGAUUGUAAAGGUGAUUUCAAAUAUCCUAGCUAGUACGAUUAGUUUGAAGGGCAUGUGUGUGUGUGCGUGUGUGUGUGUGUGUGUGUGUGUGUGUGUGUGUGUGUGUGU